Messenger RNA from Diceros bicornis minor, 1471 nucleotides. RefSeq names its product UDP-galactose-4-epimerase (gene GALE). Lineage: Eukaryota; Metazoa; Chordata; Mammalia; Perissodactyla; Rhinocerotidae. Gene Ontology annotation, biological process: beta-D-galactose catabolic process via UDP-galactose, Leloir pathway. The transcript has 11 exons. Bases 93 to 1139 code for a protein of 348 amino acids. Gene Ontology annotation, molecular function: UDP-glucose 4-epimerase activity. The record is from RefSeq and is a predicted model, not a curated record. Gene Ontology annotation, cellular component: cytosol.
GUGGCCGUCGGCUCUUAAAGGGACUCGGACGGGGGACGCGGGAGGCGGCGCCGCUGGAGGCAGCGCGGGGCGUGCGGUCCCGAGCAGGUGCAAUGGCAGAGAAGGUGCUGGUAACAGGUGGGGCUGGCUACAUCGGCAGCCACACAGUGCUGGAGCUGCUGGAGGCGGGCUAUUCGCCUGUGGUCAUCGACAACUUCCACAAUGCCAUCCGUGGAGAGGGCUCCAUGGCUGAAAGCCUACGGCGGGUUCAGGAGCUGACAGGCCGCUCUGUGGAGUUUGAGGAGAUGGACAUCUUGGACCAGGCAGCCCUACAGUGUCUUUUCAAGAAGCACAGCUUUAUGGCGGUCAUCCACUUUGCGGGGCUCAAAGCUGUGGGCGAGUCAGUGCAGAAGCCUCUGGAUUAUUACAGAGUUAACCUGACAGGAAGCAUCCAGCUUCUGGAGAUCAUGAGGGCCCACGGGGUGAAGAACCUGGUGUUCAGCAGCUCAGCCACCGUGUACGGGAACCCCCAGUACCUGCCCCUGGACGAGGCCCACCCCACAGGUGGCUGUACCAACCCCUACGGCAAGUCCAAGUUCUUCAUUGAGGAAAUGAUCCGGGACCUGUGCCAGGCAGACAAGGCCUGGAAUGCAGUGCUGCUGCGAUAUUUCAACCCCAUAGGCGCCCACGCCUCAGGCCGCAUAGGCGAGGAUCCCCAGGGCAUCCCCAACAACCUCAUGCCCUAUGUCUCCCAGGUGGCGAUCGGGCGACGGGAGGUACUGAAUGUCUUUGGUGAUGACUAUGACACAGAGGAUGGCACAGGUGUCCGGGAUUAUAUCCACGUCGUGGAUCUGGCCAAGGGCCACAUCGCAGCCUUGAGGAAGCUGAAGGAGCAGUGUGGCUGCCGGAUCUACAACCUGGGCACCGGCACGGGCUAUUCGGUGCUGCAGAUGGUCCAGGCCAUGGAGAAGGCUUCCGGGAAGGAGAUCCCGUACAAGGUGGUGGCACGGCGGGAAGGUGAUGUGGCUGCCUGUUAUGCCAACCCCAGCCUGGCCCUCAAGGAGUUGGGCUGGACAGCAGCCUUAGGGCUGGACAGGAUGUGUGAAGAUCUAUGGCGCUGGCAGAAGCAGAAUCCUUCAGGCUUUAGCACGCAGGCCUAAGACCCUCCCCUACCAUGGUCCAGAAAAGGAACAGAAACAACUGCCUGCUCUCCAGCCUCUGGCAGGAACCCAGGGGUCUCAGAGGCUCCCCUACCUCAAACCCCAGCUGGGCCCACUCAGCCCACCAGGCAUGAGGCCAAGGGCUCCACUGACCUGGAGUCGGGGUCUCUAAGUUUUCUCUUUCACAGGGUCUGGGAACCCAUCAGCACCCCCAAGAGUGAGAUGGGGAGGCAGGGCCCUGAGACAAAACACCCUCCUCUCAGGCACUAAUUUAUACUGCUAUGAAGGAGCUUUCCAAAGUAUUUAAAAUAAAAAGUUUUCUUACACUGGGA